Molecule: messenger RNA, 3448 nt
Organism: Stegostoma tigrinum
Lineage: Eukaryota; Metazoa; Chordata; Chondrichthyes; Orectolobiformes; Stegostomatidae
Gene: bop1
Product: BOP1 ribosomal biogenesis factor
Exons: 16
Coding region: 19-2289 (756 amino acids)
Biological process (GO): ribosome biogenesis; maturation of LSU-rRNA from tricistronic rRNA transcript (SSU-rRNA, 5.8S rRNA, LSU-rRNA)
Cellular component (GO): preribosome, large subunit precursor; PeBoW complex
Molecular function (GO): protein binding; ribonucleoprotein complex binding
Source: RefSeq, a predicted model, not a curated record
CGCGGCUCCUGCAGUAAGAUGGCGGCUGAGAGCAUGUCGGUGGCCGGGGACAGGAGGAGCAAAACUGCAGGGAAUAAGCGGUCGCUUCCAGAUCUCGAUGAAACGGACCAGCUUUCCGUCUCUGAAAAUGCAGCACUUGAUGAAGAUGGAGAUGACCUGACAGACAGUGAAGAGAGCCUUUUCUCUGGCCUGGAUGAUUCAGGGAGUGACAGCAGUGCUGACGAAGAUGAGGAUAAAGAAAGCAAUGAUGAUAGUGGACUUGAAGAGAAGACUAUUAAGAAGUGUAGCAAACAGGAUGUUAAGAAUCUUCAAGUAACCAGGAAGGGGGAGGGAGAAAACAAUAGAAAGUUCUCAGAGUCAGAUUGCAGUCUCCACCUGGAGCAGCCUGGGCCGACCCCUCCAGGAGAUGAAUAUGAAGAGGACACUUCAGAUGAAGAGGAUAUCCGGAAUACUGUCGGUAAUAUCCCUAUGGAAUGGUACAAGGACUAUCCACAUAUUGGUUAUGAUCUUGACGGAAAGAAAAUCUACAAACCAAUCCGAAAUAAAGAUGAGCUGGAUGAAUUUCUCGAUAAAAUGGAAAAUCCAGAUUAUUGGCGUACUAUUCCAGAUAAGAUGACUGGUACUGAAAUUCGACUAACUGAUGAACAAAUAGACCUCAUCCACAGAAUCCAGAAGGGUCAGUUUGGAGAUGCCAAGUUUAAUCCACAUGAGCCUUACAUUGAUUUUUUCACCCAUGAGACGAUGAUUCACCCAGUCACCAACCAUCCAGCUCACAAGCGAAGCUUCAUUCCAUCGCUCAUCGAGAAGGAAAAGGUAUCAAAACUGGUCAAUGCAAUAAAAAUGGGCUGGAUCAAACCACGCAAGCCUCGAGAUGACACGCCACAGUACUAUGACUUGUGGGCAAAGGAAGAUCCCAAUGCAAUCCUGGGACGUCAUAAAAUGCACGUCCCUGCACCCAAGCUGAAGCUCCCAGGGCAUGAGGAAUCUUAUAACCCACCACCUGAGUACUUGCUAACAGAGGAAGAGAGACUGGCCUGGGAACAGCAGGAACCCGAGGAACGGAAGCUGAACUUCCUCCCACAGAAAUUCACAUCUUUGCGUGCCGUGCCUGCAUUUUCACGCUUCAUUCACGAACGCUUUGAACGAUGCCUCGAUCUCUACCUCUGUCCACGACAAAGGAAAAUGAGGGUAAAUGUGGACCCUGAAGACUUGAUACCAAAGCUUCCCAAACCAAAGGAUCUCCAGCCUUUCCCAACCACUCAAGCACUGGUUUACACAGGGCACACUAACUUGGUGCGGUGCAUCGGUGUCUCUCCCAGCGGGCAGUGGCUGGCCUCGGGCUCUGAUGACAGCACAGUUCGGUUUUGGGAGGUUUGCACAGGCCGUUGCCUAAGAACAAUCGAAGUGGAAGGCGUAGUGAGAAGCAUCGCUUGGAAUCCUAACCCGGUUCAGUGCCUCGUGGCAUUGACUGUUGAGCAAUCUGUUAUCAUUAUUAAUCCAUGCUUGGGUGAUAAGUUGUUGUAUAAUGCAACAGACCAAAUCAUUGCAUCAUUUGAGAAACCAGAGGAAGAACCUGUCCAACCUGUGGAAUGGACUGCUGCUGAUGGAGAUGCUUUUGACAAAGGAUACCGGCUCAUCAUCAAACACAACAAGCUGGUGAAACAGGUCACUUGGCACGGAAAAGGGGAUUACUUAGCAACAGUUGUCCCAGACAACGGUAACGCACAGGUCCUCAUCCACCAGCUCAGCAAGCGGCGGAGUCAGAAUCCCUUCCGCAAGAACAAAGGCAUGGUGCAGUGUGUGCUAUUCCACCCUAUCAGACCAUUCUUCUUCGUGGCCACACAACGUUACAUCCGUAUCUACAACCUCCUCAAGCAGGAACUCACCAAGAAGCUCAUGACUAACUGCAAGUGGGUGUCGAGCAUGGCUGUGCAUCCUGGUGGUGAUAACGUGAUCUGUGGCAGUUAUGAUAGUCGUCUUGCCUGGUUUGACCUGGAUCUGUCCACCAAACCUUACAAAAUGCUCAGGCAUCACAAGAAAGCUCUGCGGGGAGUAGCAUUCCAUAAACAUUACCCGCUGUUUGCCUCCGCUUCUGAUGACGGCACUGUUAUUGUCUGCCACGGAAUGGUUUACAGUGACCUACUCCAGAAUCCAUUGAUUGUUCCUGUGAAGUUGCUGAGAGGCCACGAAAUCACACGAGACCUGGGGGUUUUGGAUGUGACUUUCCACCCAACCCAGCCCUGGCUCUUCUCAGCGGGAGCUGACUCCACCAUCCGCCUGUUCACAUAAUGUUUAGCUGCUUGUACGGAUGCACCAGACUUUGUUACCCAUAACAUAAAAUUUUAAAAAUUUAAGUCUCUUCCUUUCGUCCUACCACAUCAAGCAGUGGAUGGGAUGAAGAUGAUAGUGUCUCUUGCCAGCCUUUGAGAAAUUGGCCCAGACUUUUCCCAUUAAGCAGCAGUUGACCAUGUUAUGCACACUACCCUUCCCCAUACAUUGAACUAAAUCACAAGUGAGACACUUUGCUCUCCCAUUGUUACCUCCGUAUACUUCCCCACGCAGAGUCACUUAGUAUUUCAAUGGGACUUACGCUAUAGCGGGGCAUGCAAGCUCAGUAUUUCUGUUUAAAGGGUUUCUUCCUAAAGUACCAGAGCAGCCACAGAGAUCUCACAAGUUCGGCUCAACAUAGGAACAAAACAAAUCCACCUGAUCUUAGAACCCCUGACAUCUGGUUGUAUCCUUGUCCUGUAUUACCUCUUAUUAUUAAUAGCAUCAUUUUCCCUUCAUUCUGAAAGUGGAACCUCAUAGGUGAAAUUUAUCCACUUUCAAGGAUGGCUAUUCCACUUCUUAAUAUGGGAGAGCUGUUGGCAAUGCUGAGCGAGUGUCUCAGGCUUCAAUAACCAACCCAGUCCCUCAGUGGAAGCUGAAGGUGUUCAGGCUGCAAACCUUUUCAUCAGGCCCUAGGGGCAGGUAGUAACAGUGUAGCAGGCUCUUGGUCAGCCAUGCCUUCUGUGGUGACCAACUGCUAGCUAACUGUUCCAGGAAGACAAGCUAAUGGAAGCAGAGGAAUCCAUCACAGAAAUCCAUUCCAAGUUGAAUAAUUAUCCCCACUCUAGAUCGACUCUUUCAUUAAACAUUCAGCAUUUUGAACACUUAGAAGGCAGACUUAAGAGCAAUUCCAGUUUCUUCAUAUAACUAGAGUCUCUGAACCCUCUUUACCAUUCAGUAAAUGAGCUCCGUACCCUCAGCAAGUGUCUCAUCCUUUUUUCAAAAAAGUUUGGCAACAACCUGAAUUGAAACAGGAGAUUUGUUGGAGAAAUAAAAUGGAACCAGAAAGGAAUGUUUUCAAAUCAUAUACAUUUUUAGAUCUUUGUAUAAUAUGUACCAUAUUUCCACUGAUUUAGUGAUAUUACAUUCAGCAGUUUUAUUAUUAAAGACAUCUCUACCA